CCUUACUACAAAAGAGUAAAGCAAAUGACAGAUCAUACCGAGAAGUUUGAGGUAUUGCAGGGAAAAGAUAAUGAUGGCGAUUAAGUAGACACAUAAAUAUACAGCUAUAUAUGGACUAUGGCAUCUAGUGAGGAAUAUCCUUCGCCAUCAGGGAAUCUACCACUUCAGUUGUCGGCUAGACGGAUUUCCAAAGCUCGUAAAUCCUGUUCCGGAGAUCACCAAACUUGCAGUCCGGUUAGAAAAAAUCAUAUUGACGACUCGAACAGCAUUAUCGUCACUCCUUCCAUUGAUAGUCGAGAACUUGAUCGUCUAAAAUUCACUAACCCAGGUAGACAGAUGGAAGAACUAGAAGUCGGUUGGUCCGAAGCAAAUAUGACACGAAGCGUUCGCAGACAAAUGACCGUUAAAUCUGGUCACAAAUCAUCAGAUCGGUUGCAUCCGUUAUACGAUUCUCGUGGCCGCCUUUUAGGAACUUUAGAAUAUAAUUGUGAUUGUCUAAAAUCUGAAUGUCCUGGGUGCCAUUUGCCAUGUCGUAGGUGCCAUUCUACGUUUUGUGGAGCAUCAUGUCGAAUUUAUCGAACUUAUCGUGUUACUGAAGUUAAACUGUUUAUCUGACUUCAUGAGUUCAAUCGUUUCUCGAUGUCCACCACUACAGUUUCUAACCAUCCUUUUUUCCAAAUAAAUUAUUAUUCAAUGAGAGUCUUAUAUUUCUUCGUUUACUUAAAAUAUCGAUUAUCUCGGAAAAAACGCGUGUAUUCCCCGAAUAUGACAUGAACAUUUUAAUUGUCUUCGCUCAAGCAUACUGCCAUUUGUUCUCAGUGUGGACUGUUCAUCUUAUAACCGAUAACAAAUAUUAAUUGGAGGAAUGAUUGAUAACUGAAAGUACCACUAAAUUAUUUACAUUCUUUCUUCCAAAAUUAAUAGUUAUUUUGUAUGUUUCGUACGUUUAAUGCAGUCGUUUGAACUGGUUUCGAUUGUUUAACGUUCACUGGAUACAAGUCGAUUUUUCGAACUACUUUACGUCGUCAUGUAAGCUGUUUAUCUUGCUUAACAAUAUCAUAUUCAAAGGAAAUUAAAAAAUUUUUCUCAGUGCUCGAAAUUUAAGAAUUUUGAAACGAACCUAAUAU
Schistosoma mattheei is the source of this 1127-nucleotide messenger RNA. NCBI's taxonomy places the organism in Eukaryota, Metazoa, Platyhelminthes, Trematoda, Strigeidida, Schistosomatidae. The record is from the annotation of a GenBank genome assembly.